Molecule: messenger RNA, 1952 nt
Organism: Branchiostoma floridae (Florida lancelet)
Lineage: Eukaryota; Metazoa; Chordata; Leptocardii; Amphioxiformes; Branchiostomatidae
Product: monocarboxylate transporter 13-like
Exons: 4
Coding region: 448-1920 (490 amino acids)
Biological process (GO): transmembrane transport; monocarboxylic acid transport
Molecular function (GO): monocarboxylic acid transmembrane transporter activity
Source: RefSeq, a predicted model, not a curated record
AGCCUUCACUUGGAUCGGCUCACUCGUGUAUAGCAAAGCUCGUGUUACAAGUUUGGGUUACCAGUCGUUGGAUCUGACUUAAAGACUUGCAUGUUCAUGCCCAAGCACCAGCUCUAUCGAAUGUGUUGCUGUCAACAUUGAAUGGCACUAAUGAGUACCUGUCGCUGCCAUAGGGGAAGACUGAAAACUGACUGUCGUACCUCACAACAACGACUGGAACAGCUUUCAACUUAAAUCAGGAUCUGUUCACCCGUACUGUCAACAUUGAAGCGUACUACUGAGUGCCUGUCGCUGCCAUGGGAGAAGACUGAAAACUGACUGUCGUAUCUCACAACAACGACUGGAACAGCUUUCAAUUUUACUCAGAAACUGUUGUAAAAUACGCUUUUCUUGUGGCCUGUUGUUUUGUUUCUCUGAUACAGCUUGGAACGUCCAAACAAAGACGGAAUGCCGAAGGUGCGUUUGGAUGUAAAACAAGAUGGCGGCUGGGGGUGGGUGGUUGUGGCAGGCGCUUUUUUCAUCCAUGCCGGAAUGCAGGGGUUAACUUAUGCGUUUGGAGUAUUCUUCGCAGAAUUCCGGGAGGUUUUCCAGGAGAGUGCAGGGGUAACGUCCUUCAUCAGCUCUAUCCUAUUGGGAACUUCGUUGAUAUGCUCUCCCAUCGCUGGCGCUCUGAGCAACCUGACCAGCUGCCGUACUGCGAUCAUCGCAGGGGGCGUCAUUUCCGCAGCCGGACUUGUCGUCAGCUACUUCGCACAGACGAUGAUACACCUGUUCUUUAGCGUGGGGAUCGUCACAGGAUUCGGUAUAUCUCUGAUGUACGCCCCAAGCCUUGCUAUGGUUGGGCGCUACUUCGACAGACGACACGGCACAGCCAAUGGGAUCGUAGUUUGCGGAACUGGGGUCGGUCAAUUCGCCCUUCCUCCACUCUUCCAGUUCCUCAUUGAUGAGUUUGGGUGGAGAGGAGCUCUCCUAAUUGUCGCGGGUCUAAUGUUGAAUGGCUGUGUUUGUGGUGCCCUGAUGAGACCAAUACACCUCGCAGAAGAUGGUACCAACGAACAAGUCGACAGAGAAGCACAGAGUAGUGGAAAUACAGAACUGCCGUUCCAUCAGAGGGCUUGUGAAACGUUUCAUUUUUCUUUACUAAAGCAUCGUCCUUUUCUUGUUUACAGUGUAUCGAUGUUUGGGAUGGUUCUGGGUAUUUCCGUGGUUUUUGUACACCUUGUAGCCCACGCUCAAAAUCUAGGAGUGGAGAAAACCUCCUCUGUCUUUUUGUUAUCUAUCAUGGGAGUCACAGAGAUCAUCUCUAGACCGUUAAACGGUUGGUUAUCAGACAGAGGAAAGAUUAGCAAGGUUUACUAUUACAUGAUUGGUGUUACCGGAAUGGCAGUAGCCAACCUUGCCAUACCGUUCGCAAGUAACUACGCGGGUCUUGUAGUGUGCAUGGUUUUGUACGGAAUUUUCUCGGGUGUUGCUGCCCCGUUGAUAGCUGUGUUGGUGUGUAGAUAUAGCGGAGCUUCCCGGAUUUCCAGCGGACUUGGGUGGGCCUUUGUCUUCCAGGGCGCCGCUUUUCUGCUGGGAGCACCCGUUGCAGGUUGGCUGUACGAUGCAACUGGUAACUACGACAUGUCUUUCUUCGCGGCCGCCAUCUUUAUGUUCGUGUCAGUGCUCGUGCUCCUCCUCAACCCGUGUUCAACAACCAGCAGGACACUCGGCCCCGGUACCGGUGGACUCCCGGACCGGCCAGACGGAAUAGAGGUUCUUAGUAAUGUGAAGCGGGAUGUCAAUAGUGAGGACGGAAUAGUGGUUCUUAGUCAUGUGAAACGGGAUGUUAGUAGUGAGGAAGGAAUUGUGGUUCUUAGUCAUGUGAAACGGGAUGUUAGUAGUGAGGAUGGCCAAAGUAACCUUGGUUUUCGGAGGUGAUAUGUAAGACCUUCUGUGCGUAUGAAACUGUG